This is a messenger RNA of Apiotrichum porosum, 177 nucleotides long. RefSeq lists its product as uncharacterized. The record is from RefSeq and is a predicted model, not a curated record. Bases 1 to 177 code for a protein of 58 amino acids. The transcript has 2 exons. NCBI's taxonomy places the organism in Eukaryota, Fungi, Basidiomycota, Tremellomycetes, Trichosporonales, Trichosporonaceae.
AUGAGCGACUACGAACAGGACCAGAAGACCGAGAAGCGUGAGGAGAGACAGGAGGACCAUCGCGAGAAGGCGGAAAUGGAAGCCAAAGAAGGCCACAAAGACCACGAUCGGAACCGCACCAAGGAGCUCCAUCGCGAGCGCAUCGAUAAGGAGAACACUGAUUUUGGUCGCAAGUGA